AUGAAGAAAGCAAUUGAACCGUUUCAAGUGAAUGGACCAUUGACAUAUGAUGCAUAUUUGCGCAGGUGGGACAUCCACUUUGCGGUGAAAGAACUGACAGAUGACAGCGACGAUACCAAGAGGAGGAACAUGUUUCUUGACAACCAAGACCCUGAAUCGUUCGCAGUGGCCGAAAAGGUCUGCCCUGAAGGUGUCCUUUCGAUGACCUACGGAGACCUGACGAAGCGGCUGCGUGAGUACUACCAGGGUGAGGCGCCCAAGAAAAUUGUGUACAAGCAUGAGUUCAACACAAGAAGUCAGAAAACUGAGGAGUCUGCGGCUGUUUACAUCGCGGAAUUGACAAAUUUGGCUACAAAGAGUGGAUACCGUGAUAAGGAUGAAGUCUUAGUGGCCAGAUUAAUUUCAGGUUUGAAAAAUGAUAAGCUGAGAGAGAAACUGUUGGCUGAAGAUGAUGAAACACUAACUUUGAAAUUUGUGAAAGCUAAAAUUAUGGCUCAUGAGUCGGCAGAGAGAACUGCCCAGUCACUUGCAUCUAGAGGAAAUGCUGACGUAAAUCAAGUGUCGCAGCAGAGAAGUUUCAAGCCAAAAUUCGGGGGAGGAAGAGUGUCUGCAAAUCAAAGUCAGCAGCAGCAAGUUUUCCAGUCUCCGAAGAGUGGCAAGUGUUUUGCUUGUGGCCAGGUGGGCCACAUGAAAAAGGACUGUAGAUUCAAAAACUCAAAAUGUUUGACCUGUCAAAAAGUGGGUCAUCUUUCUAAAGUGUGUAACAACAAGAAGAGCAAGACCAAUUUAGUUGAAGGUCAAGGAGAGGAGGACGAUGAAGAUGAUCAAGAAAGGGGGCAGUAUGAGGCUGUCACUAAUUACCUCCUCCAGGUGGAAGCAUCUUCUCCAGUGAUCUCGUCAACUAACAAGGUGUUGAUGUGUGUCCCUGUGAAUGGGAAAAGUCUCCAGAUGGAGGUCGACACAGGGGCCACUUUCAGUCUGAUUGGUCGGUCGACAUUCAACGAGUACUUCAAGGACAAAUCAGUGGUGCAGCCAUCCAAAGUAAAGAUGAAAGCGUGGGGCCAAGAAGGAGAAAUCUUGGCUCUUGGAAAAGUUCCAGUGGUGCUGCAACCUAAGGGGAGGCCAGAGGUGAAACUUGACCUGCUGGUCAUGGAGAGAAAUGGGCCGUCGCUCUUGGGCAGAAAUUGGUUUGAGCCAUUGGGCAUCACUGUGGGCCUUCCUGUGUUGAAAGGACUUGGACCAGAUAUGCACCUAGUGCAGCCAGAGUUGCCAAGUAUCUACAAGAUGAUGUCGGUGCCGGCGGAGUUUGAAGCAAGUGUUUGA
Molecule: messenger RNA, 1323 nt
Organism: Neocloeon triangulifer
Lineage: Eukaryota; Metazoa; Arthropoda; Insecta; Ephemeroptera; Baetidae
Exons: 1
Coding region: 1-1323 (440 amino acids)
Biological process (GO): positive regulation of cytoplasmic translation
Cellular component (GO): cytoplasm
Molecular function (GO): mRNA binding; zinc ion binding; single-stranded RNA binding
Source: RefSeq, a predicted model, not a curated record